Molecule: messenger RNA, 896 nt
Organism: Penaeus chinensis
Lineage: Eukaryota; Metazoa; Arthropoda; Malacostraca; Decapoda; Penaeidae
Exons: 3
Coding region: 177-587 (136 amino acids)
Molecular function (GO): protein binding
Source: RefSeq, a predicted model, not a curated record
UCAGGCGCCGCCCAGUCACCCAGGGGAGAGGCCCUUGAUCGCCCGUACAACACGCUGCCGCCGGAUUCGUUCUUCCAGUAGGAGAGAAAGUCGAAUUAACGGGUUUAUAAACUAUAUCGACUACCCUUCGGCAUCGACCCUGCACGUCCUGUGAGCUGAUAUUACAAGCCUCCGUCAUGAUCAUCUACUUCUACGACCGUGGUGUGCGGUACGACAUCGAGGUCCAGGAAUGGACCAAGAUCAAAGACCUGAAGCGGAAGAUCGCUUCGAAGGGGAUUUCUGAAUUAGAUUACACUCUUGAACACAAAGGCAGGUGUCUGGACGACGAGAAGACGAUCCUCCACUAUGGAAUAAAAGACGGAGAUACAGUGCGGUUUCCCGUGCCUUGUCGGAAGACACUUGGCAUCAGUGGAAACCUUCUCACACUGGCUAGAAACUCGGGAAGUGUUACCAAGAUGGUCGUCGACGAGGAGAGCUCCGUGCGCCAGGUCAAGGAGGAGGCGGCGAGGGACGCGGGCGUGAGCGCGAGCAAGGUGCAACUCCGUGCAGGAGGCGCCGAGAUGCAAGGACGACCGGAGGCUGAAUGACUAUGGCCUUACCGGCGACGCUGUAGUGUGGAUGGAGGUCGAGGGAGAGGAGGAGGGACGCGCUGGAGGGAGCCAGAGGCGCGAGGCCGGCUGCUGCAGCAUCUGCGCAGUUAUGUAAUGUCAUGCUGGGCGGUUUCUAAUGCUGAAAAUACUGGUUGCAGUGUGUAUGGAGCCCCUUCCGCCAACCACGCGAAUCGGAGCCGAAGCGGAAUUGGUUGAACGGCGUCGCUUCGGGAGCUGAUCAAGCGGAGUUUUUUUUUUUUUUUUUUUUUGUCUAUUUGUUAUAAUUGUGUUGACAGAAAUAAUAAG